GCUGCCUCGCGCAGAGCACGUGCGAGGAGAGCAGCUGUUACCCGGCAACCGGAGACCUGCUGAUUGGCCGGCAGCAUCGGCUGGUGGCGACCUCUACGUGCGGCUUUAAUCGGCCGGAGCGCUACUGCAUCGUCAGCCAUUUGGACGAGAGCAAGAAAUGCUUCGUGUGCGACUCGACGCGUCCGUUCGUAGAUGGCGUGACAAGCACCGACAAGAGUCACAGGGUUGAGAAUGUAGUCAACACGGGAGGCUGGAUCAGCCGCAAGAAGACGUGGUGGCAGUCUGUGAACGGCGUUGCGAACGUGUCCAUUCGUCUGGACAUGGAGGCGGAAUUUCACUUCACGCAUCUCAUCAUGACCUUCAAGUCGUUCCGACCUUCAGCCAUGUUCAUCGAGAAGUCUUCCGACUUCGGAAAGUCCUGGAAGAUUUACAGGUGGAUCUACAUCGCUCUGCCGCGUCGAUCAGCCGGACGACCCGUGAUCUACAUCGCUCUGCGCCGUCGCAUCAGCCCGGACGGACCCGAUACAGCCCCGCCAGGUGCAUUGACACUUCUCAAAGUGACGAACCUUCGCAUUCAACUUCACCGGCUGCACCCGCUCGGCGACAACCUUCCUCGCCAGCGCGAGGCAGAUCAAGGAGAUGUAUACUACGCGAUCUACGCACGUCGUCACCUCGUGCGCGGCAGCUGCAGCUGCUACGGCCACGCGAGCCGCCUGCCUGCGCUAGAGGGUCCAGACGGCCGUCGCGUGGAGCGCGCCAGCGUGGUGUACGGCAGGUGCGAGUGUGCUCACAACACGCAGGGCCUCAACUGUGAGCUGUGUGAGAACCUGUACAACGACCGGCCGUGGGCGCCCGCUCGCGAACGCAACCCCAACGCCUGCAAGCGCUGCCAGUGCUACGACCAUGCGGCGAAGUGUCACUUUGACCCAGCGGUGUACGAGGAGUCCGGCUACACGAGUGGCGGUGUCUGCGACGACUGCAGACACAACACGAUGGGACGCCACUGCGAGCAGUGCAAGCCGUUCUUCUACCAUGUGCCGGACAAGGACAUGAACGACCCGUACAGCUGCGAACCGUGUAACUGCGACCCGAUCGGCUCGCUGAACGAUGGAGAGUGUGACCCCAGCGACGACCCUGACUACGACCUUCAGGCCGGCCGCUGCCACUGCAAGACGUACGUCGGCGGGCAACGCUGCGACAGCUGCCUCGACGGAUACUGGAACAUGGACCCGAGCGACCCAGACGGUUGCCAAGAGUGCACAUGCAACAUCUUAGGCACGGUCGGCAACACGGGCUGCGACAAGUACACGGGAGAGUGCAUCUGCAAGCGCAAGGUGGCGGGACGGGACUGCAACGAGUGCCUGCCUGAGCAUUAUGGACUGAGUGAGGACCCCGAAGGCUGCAAGGCCUGCAACUGUGACCUAGGUGGCGCUUACGACAACAACUGUGACAUUGCAACGGGCCAGUGUUCGUGCAAGAAUCACAUGGGAGGCCGCCAGUGCAACGAACCCGACCCCAACUACUUCUGUGUCUAUCUCGACUACUUCACAUUCGAGGCCGAGGACGCGAGAGGCAAUGACCUGACCGUGGUGGAAUACAGAGAGCCGUAUCCUGACAGGGAACCCACGUGGACCGGCCCCGGCUUCAUGAAGGUGCAGGAGGGCGGUGUGCUAGAAUUCUUUGUCGCCGGUCUACAUACCUCGAUGGAGUAUGACAUCAUCAUCCGCUAUGAGCCGAGGAUGCCAAACCCAUGGGACAGUGUGCGAAUAACAAUAGAACGUCCGGGACCGGUCGACCCGACUGGACAAUGCGGAAACACGAUUCCCAACGAUGACUACAAGUACGCCCGCAUGGAUCCCGCUAACCGCUACCAGGUGGUGACACCGUCCGUGUGCCUGGAGCGAGGCGUUGCUUACACGAUCAAGCUGGAGUUUGACGAGUAUCGGCGCGGAGAGGUGAACCCGUCCGCAGCCGUGUUUGUUGACUCGAUCGUGCUCGCGCCGAACAUAGACCAGCUGUCGAUGUUCAGCGGCGACCCGGUGAAGGAAUACUACAAGCGCGAGUUCACGCACUACCGCUGCGACGUCGCGCAGCUGCAGGUCACCAAGCCGGAGCUGCAUCCGUCCUGCUCCAAGUACAUCUGUAGCAUCAGCGCCAUACUGACGGGCGGCGCCGAAUCGUGCGACUGCAACCUAGAAGGAUCCUCCAGCAACAUCUGUGACAAGAGCGGUGGCCACUGCCUGUGUAAACCCAACGUGAUAGGCAGGGAGUGUGACCAGUGCGCUCCCGGUACCUGGGGGUUCGGACCUGAUGGCUGCACGCCGUGUAACUGCAACCAGAUCGGUGCGCGUAACAGCUUCUGCGAGGACGCGGCCGGCCAGUGCGACUGCAUCCCCAACGUCUACGGCAAGCAGUGCGACCAGUGCGAGCCCGGAUUCUGGAACUUUCCCGACUGUCGACCGUGCGAGUGCAACGGGCACGCGGCGCUGUGCGACCAGCGCUCCGGUGCCUGCAUCGACUGCCAGGACCACACCGAUGGCGGCAACUGUGAGAGGUGGGUGAGAGGUAUCCGCUGCGACCGCUGCGAUGAGAACUACUACGGCAGCCCGCUGCAGGAGAACGGCACGUGCACGCCGUGCGACUGCAGCAACAACGUAGACAUCGCGCAGCCGGGAAACUGCGAGCGCGAGACGGGCGACUGCCUGCGCUGCCUCUACAACACCGCCGGGCCGCACUGCGAGUACUGCCGCGACGGUUACUAUGGCGACGCGCUCGAACACGACUGCGCAGGGUGCACAUGUAACAUCCUCGGUACGAACCACUCCGCGGGAGCGUGCGACCUCUAUACCGGCCAGUGCCAAUGUCUGCCGAACGUCAUCAACCAGUAUUGCGAUGAAUGCGCGCUCAACCACUGGAAGAUUGCGAGCGGGGAGGGCUGCGAGUCGUGUGCGUGCGAUCCGGAGGGCUCCCUCAGCGAGCAGUGCAACCAGUUUGACGGUCAGUGUGAGUGCAGGGAGGGCCGUGGAGGCAGAGACUGCGCAGCCUGUAAGGAUGACUACUGGGGCGACCCGGCGAUCGAUGAGUGCUACGCGUGCGACUGUGACCAGCAGGGAUCGGCGACGCGGCAGUGCGACCGUCGGACGGGCCAGUGCGUGUGUCUGCCGGGCAUCACCGGGUGGCGCUGCGAUGCAUGUCAGCGCGGCACGACCGGCGAGCUGCCGAACUGCGUGCCGUGCGGAGAAUGCUUCGACAACUGGGACAUGAUCAUCAGCGGCCUGAUGA
Molecule: messenger RNA, 3282 nt
Organism: Priapulus caudatus
Lineage: Eukaryota; Metazoa; Priapulida; Priapulimorpha; Priapulimorphida; Priapulidae
Product: laminin subunit beta-1-like
Biological process (GO): basement membrane assembly; cell migration; substrate adhesion-dependent cell spreading
Cellular component (GO): laminin trimer
Source: RefSeq, a predicted model, not a curated record